Boleophthalmus pectinirostris (great blue-spotted mudskipper) is the source of this 4481-nucleotide messenger RNA. RefSeq names its product hedgehog interacting protein (gene hhip). Lineage: Eukaryota; Metazoa; Chordata; Actinopteri; Gobiiformes; Gobiidae. The transcript is spliced from 13 exons. The coding region runs from base 409 to 2499 and encodes 696 amino acids. The record is from RefSeq and is a predicted model, not a curated record.
GGACUAAAGUGAGACACAACUUUUGAUUUCUGAUAUUUUGACUCGUGCACGAACGUACUGUCGCGCUCUGAGCUAAGGGAUUACGUCUGAGGGAACGUUACGGAGUUUUGCUUUUUAUCAUUGCCUUCAGGAUACAUUUGGUUUCUUUUUAAUUGAAUUCUUUAUCCGCCAACCACGCUGCAGUAUUAAAAUCAGCAGAUAAGCUAUUUAUUCUAUUACACUUGUUUCAGACCCUCAAAAGGACUGCUGAUUUAUAAUUUGUAGUAUUUUAUUUUGAUAUUUCUUUAAAGAAUAUUCUCACACUUUGCUUAUUCCAUCGGUAAUCCAUCUGUAAUUUAGCUUUCUUAUAUUUCUAAAAGACUAUUUUUGUGGCCUAUUUAAUCUUUUAUUUUUCUCAAUUUUAAAACCAUGAAGCACUUGCAAUUUGUUUUGGUCCUGGCUAUCGCGGUGAACGUGUGGGAAUGUGGAGACGCAAAAUUCGGCGAGAGGGGCGAGCUGAGCUCCAGGAGGAGACGUUGUUACGACGGAAGCGUGCCCAAGCGGCUGAAGAAAAGGGAGAGAAAAGUGCUGCUUGACGGCAGCGGUGGCAGCAGCGGAGAGGUCUGCCACAGGUUGUACCCCCGCGUGUCGUGUUGCCCCACCAGGAGAGCCGCGUACCAGAUCCUACACCGCAGGGAUGCCAGGGUUUUCUCCACAAAUAAUACCGAAUGUGGACGUCUCUUGGAGGAAAUCAAGUGUGCCCGUUGCUCCCCUAACGCCCAGGUGCUGUUCCACUCUCUGGACAUGGAUAAGAUGCCACACAGGGAGCCCGAUCUGCCCCGACUCUGCCAGGACUUCUGCCGAGAAUUCUACUACACCUGCAGGGGGCACAUACCAGAGCUGUUCCAGGCUGAUGUAGAUGAGUUCUGCCAGUACUACGGGAGGAGGGAUGGCAGUCUUUGCUUUCCUGAUUUUCAGCGAAAACCACUUCAUGGCCUGGAUUCAAACUACUUGGGGGAUGAAAAAAUAGAAGAUAUCAGGAAACACAAACACAACUGCUACUGUGCCCAGGAGGUGUUGAGUGGUCUGAGACAGCCGGUGUCUGCAGUGCACUGUGGAGAUGGGUCCCAGCGCCUCUUUGUCCUCGAGAGGGAGGGCAUCGUGCGCAUCCUCACCCACGACCUCGUCAUGCUCAAGGAGCCCUUUCUCGACAUCCACAAACUUGUACAAAAUGGAAUAAAGGGCGGAGAUGAAAGAGGGCUGCUUAGCCUGGCAUUCCACCCCAAUUACAAGAAGAAUGGCAAACUGUACGUGUCCUACACCACCAACCAGGAGCGCUGGGCCAUCGGACCCCACGACCACAUCCUCCGAGUGGUGGAGUACACUGUUUCAAGGAAAAACCCCAACCAGGUGGACACGCGGACAGUGCGAGUUCUGAUGGAAGUGGCUGAGCUCCACCGGAAGCACCUGGGGGGUCAGCUGCUGUUCGGCCCCGACGGUCUCCUGCACAUCAUCCUGGGAGACGGGAUGAUCACACUGGACGACAUGGAGGAGAUGGACGGGCUCAGUGAUUUCACAGGCUCCAUUCUGAGGGUGGAUGUGGACACAGACUGCUGUUCCUCCCCGUACUCCAUCCCGCUCAACAAUCCCUAUUUCAACAGCACCAACCAGCCUCCGGAAAUCUUUGCACACGGAUUACACGACCCAGGAAGAUGUGCCGUGGAUCGACUUCAGACCGACAACGGAAGUCUUUCGAUACUGUGCACCGACACCACGGGGAGGAACACCACAUCAGGGAGAAUACUGGACAUCUCGAAAGGAAAGGAUUAUGAAAAUGAGCCUUCUGUGUAUAACCUGCAGUCCAACGGCGGCGCUCCACCUGUAGGCGGCUUCAUCUACAGAGGCUGUCAGUCGAGGCGGCUUUACGGGAGUUACGUGUUUGGAGAUAAGAAUGGUAACUUGAGGAUUCUGCAGAAGUCUUCCUUGGCAAAUGGAGAAGAGUGGCAGGAAAAACCUCUGUGUCUGGGCUCGACUGCCUCGUGUGGUACGACGCUGAACGGCAACAUCCUGGGCUUUGGAGAAGAUGAGCUGGGUGAGGUGUACAUUUUAGCGAGCAGUAAAAGCAUGGCACAGCUACACAGCGGCAAACUCUACAAACUGGUGGAUCCCAAAAGGCCGUACACUCCAAAAGAGUGCCAUCGAACUGUGGAGCCGCCAGAGCUCUUGAUGACAGCCUGCUCCAGACACUGCAAGAACGGGCACUGCACCCCCACGGGCAAGUGCUGCUGCAGCCCGGGCUGGGAGGGGCCCCUCUGUAGAGUGGCCAAAUGUGAGCCAGGCUGCCGUAAUGGCGGCGUGUGUCUGGAGCCCAACAGGUGCCUGUGUAAGAGCGGGUACUCUGGAGACAUGUGCGAGAAGAGCGAGCGAGGGAUGCCCAACGACCAGGAGAGAGACGGCAUCAUCGACCACAUCAUGGACAUGACGUCCUAUCUACUGGACCUGACCAGUUACAUCGUAUAGGGCUGAGCUCCCCUGCUCCACACAGAUCUACCUAGCACCAGCAGCACACUCCACACCUCCACACCAGACCUCCACCCACUCACCUAUAAGCUACAUGCUUUAGAGCACCAGGCCUGGCAUCCAAGCCUUGUUCACAGCUGUGACAUAAUCCUUCACGAGCAUGGCCCUCUGAAAACACCACCUGCUGACGGAGAAUCGGUUCACUCUCAGUGAGCAGCUCAAGACUUUGGCAGGGACAGCUGAAAUGUUGCCUUACUCCAGCCCCAUAGACACUGGCUUCAGUGGAGACUAUUGCUCUGUGUUCUGGGCUCUGUCAGGAUGCAGCGGUGUGAGUUUAAACAUAAGGACAGUGUCACUGAGGGACCCACAUCCUGGUGAAUCGACUCAGAUGAGACUGCAGGACUGUGCUUACCAGGCUCCAUAAGCGCGUUGGCACCAUGUCAUACAUGCUCAUACUGUGUAAACUGUUGUAUUGAUUUUCCAUCAGCUACAGAACAGCAGAGGGCUGUUUUACACAAUAUUUGUGGAGACUGAACAGAGCCUGUUCACAGCAGUCCUAAAACCUGAUGGAGUAAUGAGCUCCCAUGCACUGCAUCAUAAGGUUCACUAUAACUACAAAUGAACUUAACAAGUUAAUGGUUUAGCACCAUUCACACAAAAACUGAACCAUGUUCAUCAAAGGGACACCACAGCUUCAUGUUGUAUAUUUCCAAUACAGUAGAGCUUACCUAAGUACUACUUAGCAUUGCAAAACUAUAGCAUUAUUAUUGUUAUCAUAGAGGAGGUUUAUUUUUGUAAGCUUAAUAAUAUAUGGGAGAGAAUGGUGUUUCUAGAAGUUUUACACAAAGCUCGUCAGUUCAUGUUUCUUGUACUCUGUUCUUCUCAAACACAAGGCUAUAAGUAUUGUUUUCUACUCUUUAAAUGCAUGUCUGUGCCUGCAUAAAGUCAAUUAGAGCAGCCGGUGGAGUCCGUGUAAUUCUUGAGUAACACGCGCUUCAUCAGCCCUGUCUGGGACACGCGCUGUCAGACCAUCACAGCCAAGGCCACGUUAUCUCCAAGCAUCUGUUAAUGGAGUCGUUUAAAGAGUGAAGGAGCCUCAGCCCCUCCACACACUGAGCCCGGAGCCGCCAUAAACACUCAUCACACGUCAUAUGGUAUGGCUCUAGUUACGUUAUGAAAGCUGCACUGUGCAAUGCUUCUGACGGAGGGUUUGUCCUCAGCUUGUCUCCGUGGAGAUGUUAUUGCUUUGCCUGGGAUGUUCCACAGUAUGGCUUUACAGAAAUAUAUCUUCUAUCUCUUAUUUCUCUAAACUACAGAUUCUCCACAGAUCUGACCUGACCUGUGUCUCCAUGGAGGUUGUUAUUUUAAAUGCCAUCCUUUAGAAUAUUCCGGGGAAAAAUAUUAACAUCUCCAUGGAAACAAACAGGUGGCCAACCAUUCAGAAAAGUUACACAGUGCAUCUUUUACAUCUUUAUUUGAAAUUUUGAAAUUAUAAUAUUUGCUAGUCACCACCUCUUUUGCUGGUAUCCGUAAAGAUGCAUUGCGCAACUUUUCUGGUGGAGGGUCUGCCACCUGCUUGUCUCCAUGGAGAUGUUAUUAUUUUGCCUGGAAUGUUCCCUGGUAUGGCAUUAAACUCAUCUAAAAUCACAUCAAACUCUUUAAACACAUCAAAAAUACAAUAAUUUAGUCCAAAAAUCUGACCUGUAAUAUAGAAUAUAGUUGUUUUAAUCUCUACCGUGGAACAUUCUAGACAAAUAAAAACAAUAACAUCUCCAUGGAGACAAGCAGGUGACGGACCCUCCACUUGAAAAGUUACGCAGUGCACCUUUAAACCAAAACCCGAAGAUAGUUUUCUUUUGUAUCGCCCACAUGAUCGUUUUUUUGCUGGAUGAAAUCAACACAAAAUGGAAUUCAUACUGUAAAAAUAAAAAACUAUACUUUUUUAGCACUUAAUGUGAAAGUUGCAUUGUAGCUGCUCAGAC